This is a messenger RNA of Phyllotreta striolata, 2326 nucleotides long. Lineage: Eukaryota; Metazoa; Arthropoda; Insecta; Coleoptera; Chrysomelidae. The record is from the annotation of a GenBank genome assembly.
AUUAAGCCUCGCGCAAAUCAGAGCGGCCUUUAAUUAUUAUCCAGUCUACGUCACGUAAAUUCGAAAUGAAAAGGCAUACAUACAGUCUUAAAUAUUCAUUGUUAUUUUCCUCGUCGAAGUUAAAAUUGUAAGGUCUAUGAAAAAAGUAAAAUAAUAAGCAUGUUCAAACAACUUUUAACAACAAUGGGUGUUCUGCUUUUUCGAUUUAUGUCGCCCUAUUUGGAAGCCGAAGUGAAUUAUGUGGAAAAUUUGUGGACAGUUUCAUAUCAAAAAUCUGUUAAUUACUCGUUUCCCACGAGCUCCAUCAAGCAUAAACCGUAUACGAAUUCAUCUCCUAGAAACUUCGGCGAGUACGAUUUCGUAGUAAUAGGGGCCGGCUCGGCGGGGGCGGUCAUCGCCAGCCGCCUAUCCGAAGUGGCCCACUGGAAAAUCCUGGUUAUAGAAGCCGGUGAAUGGGGAAACGACCUGACCAGCAUAACGAGCUCAGCGUACAAGAUCACCCUUAUGAGCGAUUACAAUUGGGGUUACUACAGUAUACCACAGGAAAAUAGUUGUUUAGGUUUCGAGGAAAACCGUUGCCCUCAUCCUAGAGGAAAAGGAGUCGGAGGUACGUCGUUGCUAAAUGCCCUGAUCUACAUAAGAGGUAACAGGAGAGAUUUCGAUACGUGGUGUAAUAUGGGAAAUCCCGGUUGGUGUUACGAAGACGUCCUGCCAUUUUUUCUGAAAUCCGAAAACUACCAUCACACAGAUCCUAAGGCGCCAGUAGAGUGGAUUUACCAUGGGAGAUCCGGUCCACUGUGGGUGGAACAACCCAUGCCCAGACACCUCCACCAUAAGAUAUUUCUGAAAGCAAACGAAGAGAUGGGAUACACCAUCAGGGAUGUAAACGGGGAAUCCCAAAUGGGAGCGAUGCCGUUUCAAAUCAACACAAGAAUAGGCAGGCGGCAGGACAGCGGUACGGCCUUCCUGAAACCCGUUCAAAAUAGAGGAAACCUGAAAAUCAUGACAGAAAGUUUGGCGACAAAAAUUAUCUUCGACUCGAGCAAAACCGCUAGGCAGGUACUGUUCCUGCACAAAGGAAUAUCGUACAGAGUAAACGUUAGGAAAGAAGUGAUCGUGUCAGCAGGAGCAAUUAAUACCCCUCAGUUACUGAUGUUGUCGGGAAUAGGACCUGCUAAACAUUUAAAAGAACUUGGUAUCGAUGUAAUCAGCGACCUUCCAGUAGGAGAAUCGUAUUCUGAUCACCUCCAAAUACACGGCUUAGUCUUCUCCAGCAACCUCUCGGAGCCCAUCCGGAGUUUCCGCGACUCCAUCCGCGAGUUCUUGUUCGAAGGAAGAGGAGAUUUGGCGGAAGCGGUACCAACCCAAGCUUUGGGUUACUACAAAACCAAAUUGGGAAAAAUCGAAAGGUACCCCGACCUGGAGCUCAGUUUCCAAGACACCAACCAAACCUCAGACGCUCUCAGCAGAAGCUACAGAUGGAGGCCGGAGGUGAUGAAGUACAUUGGUGGAGUAAACGCUGACAGUUCAUUUCAAAUAUUCGCCACUCCGCUUCACACUAGAUCCGUGGGGACCGUGAGGUUGAAGAACAACGAUCCCCUGCAAUAUCCUCUUAUUAAUCCUAAUAUUCUGUCGGAUAAGGAAGGCCACGAUUUCGAACUUGUUUACGAGAGUAUCCAGGUGGCCCUGAACUUGACCAAACAGGAGGCUUUUAGAAAAAUUAACACGAAAUUCGAGCAUAAACAAUUACCUCAGUGCAAGGAGUUCGAGUUUAUGAGCAAGGAUUAUUGGAGAUGCGCUAGUAAGUUUGUGGUGAAUCACAACAAUCAUCCGGUCAGCACGUGCAAAAUGGGACCGAAUUCUAAAGAGCACGUAGUGGAUCAUAAGUUAUCGGUGCAUGGAGUGAGAAAUUUAAGGAUAGCUGAUGCAAGUGUUAUACCGAUUUCGACGUCUUCUCAUAUUAAUGCAAUUUGUUAUCUCAUUGGAGAGAAAGGGGCUGAUAUUUUGAAGAAGAACUGGAUAAAGGAGUGGUAGUUGAAAAUGUGUACCCUUGUUGUAUACUGAAAUAUUUGCUGUUGUUGAAGAAAUGAAGGAUAUAAGAUGAGUUAGGAAUAUUACAAAGUGAGCGGUAUAAGUGAUUUAUUUUACCACAUUUUUCUGCGCAUUUGAUAAGAAAAAGUAAGUUUUUAAACAAAUAAAAAUACACAUUGAUUGUAUCAUUGUGAUCAACUCGAUUAUGAAAAAAAUUUUCCUCUACAACGGAGAUAACAAAUAACCUUUAAACAAUUUAUCUAUUAAAUAAAUUGUUUAAUUAACUAACAAGCUG